GCUAUCAAGUCUUUUUCCCCUUUCAAAUUCCCUGCUUAGUCAAAUGCACACACAUAUCAUGAACCUUAUCAUCUCCUUCAAAGAUUCAUCAGGCACUGACAUUAUACCUCAACUCACCUCUCAUCCCUAUAUCUCUAUAAGGCCGGCCGACCACCACCCCUGGUGGCGGCGCACGACCAACAGCGGCAACACACAGAGGCGCGUGGAGGUGCGACGGGGCGGAGAUGGCGGCUGCAGAGGGGUUUUGUGUCGAGAUCGAAGGAGAUAGGGGCUGUAGUGGUUCGAGUGACGGCCAGAUUCUCCGACGAGUUUCCGGUCAGGUGCUCCGACGAGUUUCCGGUCAGGUGCUCCGACACGCCCCACACCCCUCGAUCGACAAAAUAGAUCACCACCACAAUCCGGUGGUGGUGUGGUGGCGAAGAGAGACGGUGAGAGAGAGGAGCCGGCGGAGCGGCGUCGAGCUUCGGCGAGGUACAAGCAGCGACGACGGCGACGGAGGUAACUCGCCAUCGGGUUUCGUUUCAGAGUCACUUGAUUCAGGUUGUUCAGAUUUUGAGUUGGGGAUUCAACGCGGUUCAGGUUCGGGUCUUCUCGGAUCUGGUCUACUGUGGUUCGGGUCAACAUUUCGGGUUUGGUCAGUUAGUCAACGGGUCAAAGGAUGGUCAACAGGUCAGCCUGGUUCGAAAGUUAGGGGUGGUGGUGUUGCCGAUUGAGUCGGGUUUCAGUCUCGACUCGCGUUCGGACAACAUUCAGGCUCGGUCAACAUCCGUCAACGAGAAGUUUCUGGUCAAACCCAUGUCAACAUCGGUGAAAGCGCAGUCAACUUGAAGAACCGGUAACAAGAUUUAAACAACGCAAAACUUCGCUAAUUAGUUAUAGAUUUAGAUUUUAUAUUACGUGAAACCGAGCUCGACCCGAUUAGUUUACGCUUAUACGGUUGCGAUUUAUUACGUUCUUUGCGUUUUUAAUGAAAAUUAUACAUAUAUACUGUUUAUGUUAAUGAAAUAUUGUUGAAAAA
Molecule: messenger RNA, 1018 nt
Organism: Helianthus annuus (common sunflower)
Lineage: Eukaryota; Viridiplantae; Streptophyta; Magnoliopsida; Asterales; Asteraceae
Exons: 3
Coding region: 225-713 (162 amino acids)
Source: RefSeq, a predicted model, not a curated record